This is a messenger RNA of Triplophysa dalaica, 3993 nucleotides long. RefSeq names its product perforin-1-like. The transcript has 3 exons. Lineage: Eukaryota; Metazoa; Chordata; Actinopteri; Cypriniformes; Nemacheilidae. Bases 3339 to 3746 code for a protein of 135 amino acids. The record is from RefSeq and is a predicted model, not a curated record.
UCGAGUUAAUAAACUCUUGGACACCUGGACCUUGUUUGUUUGAGAGAGAUUUUUUUAUUUUAACCAUCCAAGUUGACAUCCCCGUGUGGGCUGAGGGCAUAAGACAACAUCCUAGGGCGGGCCAUCCGGCUGGGUGCAAAGAUCAAGCGCUCAAAAUAGUAGCACAGACCUCAAGAGAAUGAGGAAGCCCGAUGACCAGUUCCUGAGGCGGCUCUACUGACAACCAACUUCACAAUGGUUGAGUGGACACCAGGUCAAGUCUUUUUUAUUCAUUUUCAAAUAGAUUUCAGAUAGAUUUAUCCGAAGUCCUUGUUUUUAGGGAGCCGUUUUUGUGAGAAAUCUAACAUUUUCGUCGUAAAAGUGAGUGCUAUCUGUUCUUCUUUUGUUAGCAAGAGGAAGGCAAACACCUCGUCACUCAAAGUUGUUCAACCAGAUAUGACAAAAGCAUCUUUCCCAUGUGAUCGGCCCAAGUGUCCAAGUGUUGAUGAACUCCUCUUUGGGCACUGGUUUGGUUCAUUUGCUUUAAGCAGGCAGUUGUUCAGCCUUUGCUUGAGAAGCAAGGUUUGGAUGAAAACUGCUUUAAUAACUUUUGCACUGUUUCCAAGUUGUCUUGUCUCUCAAAACGUUUAGAAAGUCACGCUGUCACAAAGAUUCCGUUUUUAAAUACAGCUAAUUGAUUAGAGCGUAAAUCUGGAUUCAGUGCUUUCCAUAACACAGAGUCUGCUUUGUUGAAAGUGUUCAAUGUAGUGUUGCACCAUAGACCGGGAUUUUGACAUUGGUGGGGACAUAAAAGUGGUGUGCAGAGCCACAUUGUCACUAAUGUUUAGCUCCGUUUACUUGACUUAUUUAAACAAUAUCAUAAUAUAAUAAGAAUUAAAAAAAUGUUUUAUUUGAAAGGGUUUUCUAGACGGUUCUUCAUUGUUGUCACUCUCAUUGCUAUACUGUCUAUUGCUGUCUACAGCAAGAUCAGUUUCCUUAGAAAUACACCAGAAUAUACAAUUAGACUCUCUUCAGUAUGUUGAACUACAUCUACAGUCUGGAUAAAACUACUUUUUAUAUACAUACAUAUUUAUGCCUACAUCUUUAAAACUAUGUAUGACUGAGUGCUUACUAGACCUCUAUAACAGUCCAACCUUGUUAUAUCUUUAAUAUAAUGUACAACAAAUAACAUAAUCAUGUUUUAAAAAGCCUAAUCACCUGUGACUCUCCACAACACGACUGGACUGCUUCUGUCACCUGACUUGACACAAUAAUGCAUUCCAUAUCAACAUUAAAGGAAUUUAAUGGACUUCACAGAGGCAACUGCUUCGCGUCCGGUGGUUCUAGGCCUCCACGUUGUGCAUUAAAACCUCUUAACGCACGGUUAGCUCUGGAUUAUCCCUUACGUAAAGAUGAAUUGUUUGGUUGAAGUUAUUAGUAGGGACCAUUUAUUGUUCCCUGAAUAACACGUCCCUACCCAAAUUGACGCCCUAUGAGAAUGAUGACAUUAACCUGUGCAUGAUGAUUUAUUUUGUGACAGGCCAACAUACAGCUGACCAACUUUGAUAUCACUUUACAACUAGGUUCAAUUUCUAAAUAUAAACUUACAUGAACUAAUAAUGUGUACCACUCCUACAACAGUUAUUCGUCUUAAUGGUCCAUUACUACGGAUUAAAUAAAUAUUUUAAUCCAUUUAAAAUAUUAACUGUUGUAUUUUUUAACGUUUAUCAAUGUACUAACACAAAUAAAACCACUAGAUUAGUAUUAAGUAAUGUAAACAAAUGAGUGAAUGAUUUAUGAAGAGAUUUAUUAUUGCUUCAUGUCAGAAUGAGUUAUGUAAUGUUUUUAAUUCAUUAAUGUAUAAAAGGGAAUGAAUUUAACCAUGCUUUUCAGUCUUAUCUAGUAUUUAUGUUUUAUGUAGAGAAAAAACCUUUUUACAAAUGCAUUUCCAAAAUGCCCCCCGCAAUGUUCUACGAUUUACAGGGAGAAAGACACUAAUUUCAUCACACGGCAGUGCUGCUUGGGAUGUUUGCGGUCUGUGACGACUGGAGAAAUACCGCUGCCUGUAUCUAUAUCUAACUCGCAAAGAUAAAGGCUGUGCUAAUCUAGAUGUGCUACAGUACAAAACGCACAGGUGUGGUGGAAGACGAUCAAUGGCUGACUGGAUAUCAGAUAUACUUAUCACUGCCACAAAACUUAACUGGGCUGUGUGCCUCGACUUCAACCACAUCCAUCAUGUGUGCUGUGGAGAAGGCCAAGAAGAGAAUCGUUCAUACAUCGUUGUGUAUGGACAUUGGCUGAAAAGCUCUCAACCGAAUAUAUUCAGCCCUGCUCUGGGAGUAGCAUCAUCAUUGCAUGAAGUGGAAAUCACCAGAUAUGAAUUGAUUUCGUUUAUGAAUGCCACGAGGAUCAGGAUGGAGAGCAUCAUGGAAGAACUUCAAGGAUUUCAUUUAAACAGCUGCAGAACCGUGGAUCUGCUAACUGCUGCUCAAGCUAAAGUUUGUGCCACAAUGGAAGAAUCAGCUGUAUAUACAUUCCAGAAUGUGGAGUAAAAUGGUCUUUGAACCUGAGAAAUAUUGAGAUGUGUAAAAUCCGAAGUCAUCCGUGGUACAAGAUAACUGAUAAAGAUGUGAAAAGCUGUUUACUUAUCUAGCUUGCUGAAUUAAGUGAUAUGACAAUUUAAAUGUUUUGGGCACCAAUAUUAAAUUGCACAUACUACGUUAUAUCUUUGCGCACAUGUUUAGCAUAUAUAUUAUGAUACGCAUAUUUUUUUUCCUGUUAGUUAUAGUUAUAGAAUACUGCUUAUGGAGGAAUUUCAUGACAUGACUUUGUUUUUCAUCCUUAUUCACAAUGUAUUGCUCUUCGAUUUAAACACAUUUGUAUGAGAUUCAGAAAAGCACCUGACUGCUGUGUUUUUGUUGUCUGUUAGUGUUUAUGAAAUCUGGGCACUUUUUCCGGCCCCAACCCUACAUGGUCCCAAUCUGGGCAUGUUCCGCCCCGUUACUAUGACAACAAUCUACAUAGAGCAAGGCCACAGUUUUGCCACAGUUAUAGACAAGAGAAUGGGGUGAAGAAGGGGAAACAGGUCAUGAUGAUGAUGAAAUAAUUGUGGUGGGCGAGGAUUUAUAUAAAAGAAACACGAAGAUAACCGCAAGUUACCUGAUUGGUUCAAAGUAAGGAACACCUCUUGACGUUUGGGUAUAACUGUUGAUGCAAAGCACUGUGUUUUCAGAUGACUUGGAACGUCUCACUUUGUUUGGCUCGAGCAAAUAAAGUUUACUCUUUGACACCUGGACCUUCUUUGUUUGAGAGACUUUUAAUCCGCAAGAUCAUUUAUCCCCAUCACGUACAACAGAUCAAUGGCGUUCUUGAACAAUUUUCGAUUGGCAUUUCUUGCCAUGCUGAUGUUGGCUCUACAUCUGGAGUUAACCAGUGCUGGUGUAGAAAUUACAAACAUAAAAGCCGACAGCCUCUACGAUGUUGAUCCUGCGGGAAACAAGGCCGAUGCAUAUGUGAUGGUCUGGUGCAAUGGUUUAUUUGGGGGUUCGACAGGAUAUCGCGAAGAUACAAAUUACCCCCGGUGGUCGAGAGAGUUCAUCUUUUCAUAUUGUGGAGUCGGUGACACCCUGAAGCUGCAGGUGUGGGACAGCGAUUGGGAUUAUGAUGACAAUUUGUUUACCUGUACAACACAGCUUAAGAGCGGCUCUUAUACAUACACUUGUAAACAUUAUCAUGGAACUCUCUAUUUAGAUUACAGGGUGUAUUAAAUCUGUUCUGAGAUCAUCUCCACUGUAACCAGCUCUGAACUAAUCAAGUAGACAGUGAAUUUCAUGUUCUGCUGGUUUUGCAUUGAAAGAUGUUUGUUUCUGCCAAACAGGUUGUGGUAAGGUUAAAAAAUACUGUAGUAUUUAGGAAUUUUACUACAGUUGACUAUAGUAUUCUACUGUAUUUUGCAUCUUUCUGAAAUGACUGCAAACUGGUUUUAAUUCAAAUAAAAAAAAUCAUGCAGAGUUA